AUGACAAACAGCAAAUCAAAACAACCGCCCACAGCGGCAACAAACCUCAUCGCUGGAGGCGGCGCCGGCAUGAUGGAAGCCCUCGCCUGCCACCCUCUAGACACAAUCAAAGUCCGCAUGCAGCUCUCCCGGCGCGCCCGCAUCCCCGGCGCCCCCCGCCGCGGCUUCAUAAAGACCGGCCUCGAAGUCGUCAAGAAGGAAACCCCCUUAGCCCUAUACAAGGGCCUCGGCGCCGUCCUGACCGGCAUCGUCCCUAAGAUGGCCAUCCGCUUCACCUCCUUCGAGUGGUACAAGCAGCUCCUCGCCGACCGCGCCACCGGCGCCGUCUCCGGCCAGGCCACCUUCGUCGCGGGCCUCGCCGCCGGCGUGACCGAGGCCGUCGCCGUCGUCUGCCCCAUGGAGGUCAUCAAGAUCCGCCUCCAGGCGCAGCACCACUCCAUGGCCGACCCGCUCGACAUCCCCAAGUACCGCAACGCCGCGCACGCCCUGUACACCGUCGUCAAGGAGGAGGGCGUCGGCGCGCUGUAUCGCGGCGUCACCUUGACCGCGAUCAGGCAGGGGUCCAACCAGGCCGUCAACUUCACGGCGUACUCGUACUUUAAGAAGUGGCUCAAGGACUUCCAGCCUCAGUACGCGGACGGGAACCUGCCCAGCUGGCAGACGACCAUCAUCGGUCUCGUGAGCGGCGCGAUGGGGCCGCUGAGCAAUGCGCCCAUCGACACGAUCAAGACGAGGUUGCAGAAGACGCCGGCGGAGUAUGGCACCACGGCCUGGCAGAGGAUAACCACCAUCACCAACGACAUGUUCAAACAAGAAGGCUUCCACGCCUUCUACAAGGGCAUCACCCCCCGCAUCAUGCGCGUGGCCCCCGGCCAGGCCGUCACCUUCACCGUCUACGAGUACCUCAAGUCCCUGCUGGAACACAGUAACGUGAAGCUCGUCGGCGGCGGAAAAUAUGAGGAGUAA
This is a messenger RNA of Trichoderma citrinoviride, 966 nucleotides long. RefSeq names its product mitochondrial succinate-fumarate transporter-like protein. Gene Ontology annotation, biological process: succinate transport; transmembrane transport; fumarate transport. The transcript is spliced from 4 exons. The record is from RefSeq and is a predicted model, not a curated record. Lineage: Eukaryota; Fungi; Ascomycota; Sordariomycetes; Hypocreales; Hypocreaceae. The coding region runs from base 1 to 966 and encodes 321 amino acids.